AAAACCCUUUAGUGAGUCAGAGGUCUCUGGUCUAUUGAUGGGAAUCAGUGUCUUCAGGCCUGUGUCCCAAAUGACACCAUGUCCCCUAGAUACAGGAGUGCACUACUUUGGACCAGCACUCAUUGUCAUUUGGGAAACGCCCCCUGGUGGAAUACGUUGUUACCUCAUCUGCGUCACUCCUCCCCUCUGUGUGUGUCGUUCUCACUCUCUGUCCUACCUGGUUCACUUUCUCACUGUCUGUCUGGAGUAGCAGCUCUGAUCUUUAGCUCCACACAGUCGUCUCCUCCAGGACUCCAGGCCACAGGACCUCGUCUCCUCCAGGACUCCAGGCCACAGGACCUCGUCUCCUCCAGGACUCCAGGCCACAGGACCUCGUCUCCUCCAGGACUCCAGGCCACAGGACCUCGUCUCCUCCAGGACCCCAAAAAGGCCACAGGACCUCGUCUCCUCCAGGACUCCAGGCCACAGGACCUCGUCUCCUCCAGGACCCCAAAAAGUAUGGAGAAGAGCCAGUAUGGACCACCGCAGGACGUGUUGGCUCCCCCCUAUCCCGGCUUCCCAGCGGGCAACCAGGGAAGUGGGGGGGGAACAGCCUACCCCCCCCAGCCUGGCUUCCAGGGAGGUCCCCAACCCAGCAUGUACCCACCACCUCCCCAACCCAGCAUGUACCCAACACCUCUCCAAUACGGCACGGACAUGGCACAACCUACAAAUGCCCCCGGCAUAACCCAGGUGGUGGUGAUACAGCAGCCGCUGCUAAGAGACGUACCCGGCCAGAUGACGUGUCCCUACUGUCAGGUCCUGGUUCUGACAGAGGCCACACACACCCCUGGACUGGCCGCCUGGCUCGUCUUUGGAGUCCUCUGCUGCUUCAUGUGCUGGCCAUGCUCUUGGAUUCCAUUCUGUGUUGACUCCUGUAAGGACGUAGAACACCGCUGCCCCAACUGCAGGAGAGUGAUCUACAUCCACAAACGCGAAUAGACCAAGAUGAGACGCAUGCCACGAAGUGAUCCACAUGUGACUAGACCAAGAUGAGAAACCUGCCACAAACGGAUCCACAACUAGCCCUGGCCCACAGACACUGCUGCCACAAAGCGAUCUAUACUUUUAUGAAUCCAUUCCAAUACACCACUAGUCUACACCACUAUACAACUAGUCUACAACUCUACACCACUAUACAACUAGUCUACACCACUAGUCUACACCACUAGUAGGUCAAGAACGCUUUUAGUACCGGAGUAAUGGUGACUCAUAUUUCCAACCUUAACACACACGCUUGUGAACAAUAGUCUGCCUGUGGCUGAGAUGACUACUGGAGGACCAGCGUAACAUUGACUAGUGUCAGUGUGUAACAAGCUAAGGCCACUUCUAGCAGACUUUUUACACUGAUUGUAAUGUAUGUAUUCUUUCAUUCUGUGAAUCUUCAUGUUAGACGGAAAGUAGGAUUCUAUUUGCAUUGAUUGGUUGUUGGGUUUUUUAAAGGGACAGUUCACAGUUGAAACAAUAAAAAAGCUGAACCCUG
This is a messenger RNA of Oncorhynchus masou masou (cherry salmon), 1522 nucleotides long. RefSeq names its product cell death-inducing p53-target protein 1 homolog. Lineage: Eukaryota; Metazoa; Chordata; Actinopteri; Salmoniformes; Salmonidae. Gene Ontology annotation, molecular function: zinc ion binding. Gene Ontology annotation, cellular component: cytoplasmic side of lysosomal membrane; nucleus; cytoplasmic side of late endosome membrane. The transcript has 6 exons. The coding region runs from base 79 to 981 and encodes 300 amino acids. The record is from RefSeq and is a predicted model, not a curated record.